Rotaria sordida is the source of this 2370-nucleotide messenger RNA. The record is from the annotation of a GenBank genome assembly. NCBI's taxonomy places the organism in Eukaryota, Metazoa, Rotifera, Eurotatoria, Philodinida, Philodinidae.
AUGAAUCCAAGCGAUACUAAUUCUAACAAUGAUCAACAAUUUCCUAUUAAUGUACGACAAAAAAAAUGUCAUGGUAAUCGACGUAAUCAACGUUUUCGAAAAAAAUGUCGUGCAAAAGGCAUGAAAUCAAAAAUCAUCGAAAAGUUACUUAUGAAACGAAAUCAAGCUGAAAACCGAAAUCAUAAUAAUAGAAAACAUACGAAUAUCCAAAAAACACAAUCAAACAAACAAACAACUGAUAUCAAUAAUCAUUCGAAACCGACGACAAUAAAUCCAAUUAAACGUAAAAGAGAUCUUUCAUUGCAAGAAACAAGUCAAUUAUCCACUAGUCAACCAUUAUCGAAAAAAAAUCAACUCUAUAACAUGGCAAACACUACUGAUUUUGAACUAUGUCAGCAAUAUGUUAUCGAGUAUAUAGGCGAAAUCAAUCAUGAACUUGAUCAAUGUCAGAUGAAACUAACAAAACAAACACAACCAUGUCCAAUAACAACAUUACCAUUAGAACAAAUUGAUUCACACAUGAAAAAAGUAGUUGAAAAAGAGCGGCAAUAUGUAUCAUUAAGAAAUAAUGAUCAAUUAACCGAAUUCAAAGAUGAUCUACAUCGCCAACAAUUAUUUCAAACUAUAAGUCAAUAUCAUUUAAAAUUUGACCAUUUUGAUGAAUUAGAACAAUUUAUUGCAUCUGAUAUUUAUUCACCAAUAAUACAGAAUAGAAUUGCAAUUCAAGUAAAUAAUAACCUUAAAAUACAAGAAUAUGAUCACCAAUAUCAAUGUAAAUGGUCUGAAUUAAAAUCACUAUUAUUGAAUGAUAAGACUAUCGAUGGAGACUUAAUUCUCAAUCAUUUGAAUGAAUAUAUGACUUCUCAAACAGCAAAAUUAAAAAGUGAUAUUCAGGGUAAUGUGGCAUCUUAUCGACACACAUUACUUCAAAAUCGUCAAUGUUCAGUAUCCUCAAAGAAUACAAUUCGUGUCUCUCCUGAACCAUAUCUUGAUUUACUAGAAAAUCCAUUCAAUGAACGUGAAUGGAAUCAUCUUUGUCUUGGUCCAUCUGUUAUACGCUUAAAUCAAAGUGCCAUUCGUCCUGUAGAGCAGCAAGAAGCUGAAAUUAAAAAUGAACAUAAAGAAAUUGUGAAAAAAGUUCAAGGUCAUCUCAUUGAACAUCAUGGUAUUCCAUCAAAAUCAUCUGCUUUCGCAGAAUAUUCAAAUGAAGUUUUGAAUCAUUUUAAUCGAUCUUAUUUUACUCCAUUAUCAUGCAAAGCACAUAUUGAAGCGCUUGAACAAGCACAAACGACUGCAUCAAUUCGACAAAAAAUCCAGAAAAAUAAUCUCAUUCUUCGUGUUGCUGAUAAGGGUAAUAAUUUUUAUAUUGGUGCAGCUAGUGAAUUCGAAGAGAAAGGUGAAAAAUUUUUCCAAGAAACAAAUGCUUUUAUGGAAAUUUCAAUAAAUCCAUUCAAUCAAAUUCAAGAUCAAGUUAUUCAAUUACUUAAUCGAUUACAAUCAAAACGACUUAUUUUAAAGUGGCAAUAUAAAGAAAUGAUGCCUGAUCAAAAAAACUCUGAGCUAUCACAUUUAUAUUUUAAUCCAAAAACUCAUAAGGAUGGCAUACCAGUUAGACCAAUUGAAAGUACAAUUCAUUCAUCAACAAGAAAUAUAUCACAAUUUUUAGAUAAAAUCAUACGAUCUAUAUUUGAUGAUAAAUGUGCUUCAACAACUAUUAUCGAUGGAACUUCUUUAAUUAAAGAACUUCUAAAAUAUAUUAAAAAAGGUCUCUUCAAAUCAACGACACUCUUUUGCACAUUUGAUAUUCGUAAUUUAUAUACAAUGUUACCACAAGAUGAAGCACUUGAUAUUCUGGUUGAAUUUCUUCGAUUUCAUGGAUACACCAAAGUCAAAGGCAUUGAUCUUGAAACUAUUCGACAAUUAGCUGCAAUUGUUCUUAAAGAAAAUGUUUUUGUGUAUGGUAAUAAAAUUUACAAACAAGUACUUGGUGGUGCUAUGGGUUCAUCAUUUACAUUAACCUUAGCAAAUAUAUUCAUGUGGAAAUGGCAAAAAGAAGUCGUUCGACGACAAGACAUGACUGAUGAUGCAAACAAAUGGCAUCCAAAUAUAAAAUUAGAAUAUAAAAUCGGUAAAAGUCUACCGUUUCUUGAUGUUCUCUUUACUAACAAUAAUGGCAUUCUAACAACAUCAGUAUAUCACAAACUAGCAGCUGAACCUUAUGUUGUACCAUUUCUAUCUGAUCAUCCUCGACAUGUCUUCAUCAAUAUUAUACAAACUAGUCUGGCACGUGCUGCACGAUAUUCAUCUACAUUUGAAAGUUUCAAUAAUGAACGACGCUACAUUCAAUUAACACUACUUUAUAAUGGGUAA